AUGGCGGACAAAGACCCCAUCAUGAAGCCUGCAGGUUGGGGAGACAUCAACGAGGUGGUUAACGCACCACUACAGAAUGUGGCAGGUGAUGCAAGCUGGUUGUCCGUUCUUUGUAUGUGGCUGACCUUGCCCAUCAGCUGCGUCCAGGGCGUCAUCGGAGGUCUUUGCCAGAUUGUGACGGCGUUCAUGGUCUUGGGCUGCUAUUGCUGCCAGUGCAUCCCGCAGUGGCUAUGCUGUUCAGCCAUGGGCUCCGUCGAGUGCGGCCGCCCAUGCAUCCUCGCCCCAUCCUGGUGGCGCUAUGUCAUUGGCGGCCUGGUCGCCCUCAUUGCCAACAGCAGGAGUCGACUUGCGCUAUUUAUCUGGGAGUGGAAGGCCUUUGGUGAAGGUGAUCACUACUGGCACGGCGAGGGGUUCUGGUCCGUGACCUACAAGGAAGUCAGUGACACCACGAAGGCCAAUCAGAAGAGAUCGUCCUCGUUUGCAUGCAUCCAGGCCUGCACGCCCGACUUGUUCGCCACCAACCUCAUCAUCUUCCUGUCUAACGAUGGAUCAACCGAUUGCGAGUGGGCGUGCCUGAGGAGAGCCUUGCAUGCCACCUUGCUGGACAAAGGGGCGGCGUGGUACUGUGAGCGCGCCAAGAAGCUGAAGGAGUACAUCGCGACCGACUGGCCCAGCCCAAAGCUGGAGGAGAUGAGUGACACAGAAAGGCUUCGAAUUCUUGUUGCCAAAUGCAUCUUCUACAUGGUGUUUGGUGUCUGGCUCGACAAGGAAGAUGCGGAGGUCAUGGCUAGGUGGCGAGACUAUGCUGCGUACUUUGUCCUUCCACGACUGGUCCAACGCUUUCUCUUCAACUUUGCAAUUUGCAAAGUGAAGCAACUCCGGAUUGAUACAGUUGGACUCAUCGAGAAGCACAAGUUGGAGUCAUUCAUCAUUGACAUCAACAACAAGAUGCCAGAGAAAUAUCGGAGGACUCCAACGGUGAAGCUUGCGGAUGAGAUUUUGUUUAUCGUGGGCUUUGCGGGCGUUGGUGGGACUUCAGCAGCGUGCGAGUCGGUGGGCGCUUUCCUGCAGUGCAAGAUCCCUGAAGAGGCCAGCGCACACCUCAUCAGCUUUGAGAAGUAUCCCACGUCGGAGUCCAUGGUGGCAGCUUUCAAAGCAAGCCCAGUGACGUACAUCAAGGAGGCGUGCCGCAUCGAUCCACCAGUGACGAGUGCCACCAACGUGUGCAAAGAAGCACGGGUGGUGACGCUCAAGGGGAAACAAUACUCCCUGCCAGCAGACACGCUGAAUCAGUACGUCCUCUCCAUGGCGAACCGCGAUACUUCGGUGUUCUCCAACCCAGACGUCUUUGACCCCACCCGCAAGGAGCUGAACAUGGCUCUCACCUGGAACGGAGCCUUUGGAACCCCCGACGAGGAGAAGGUGUAUCCUCGCAUUUGUCCGGGCCGCCAUCUGGCCCUUGAUGUCACCCAAGCUGUCGUGGGCCAUUUCGUGGGACUUCAGGAUACGGUGACAAGUACGAAUCCAUUCUCAUGCGCCUAA
This is a messenger RNA of Effrenium voratum, 1542 nucleotides long. The record is from the annotation of a GenBank genome assembly. Lineage: Eukaryota; Dinophyceae; Suessiales; Symbiodiniaceae.